Oryctolagus cuniculus (rabbit) is the source of this 2132-nucleotide messenger RNA. The record is from RefSeq and is a predicted model, not a curated record. Lineage: Eukaryota; Metazoa; Chordata; Mammalia; Lagomorpha; Leporidae.
CCCCGCCAGCUCACUCAGCCGGCGGGCGGCAGAAGGCGCAGGCCCCCUGUCCCCAGUCUGCCCCCAGCGUCCCUUGGGGACAGGGAACUUCGCGUUCCGCUGCGGAGCCGGGCCUCUGAAUUGGGAAGUGGGGGCAAAGCAAGGCAGAGAAACCGAGCCCUUGAGUCUCUGGGUGCCGCGGGGGCCCGAGAAGCUUUCUUUCGAUGCCCAGGAUAAUCGUUGCUUCUCCUCCCCACUGGCCUGAAUGGAUCGCUCCGCUUAUCCCCCCCCCCGCUCCUAGGGCGCAGUGGAACGUUCCACUGCCCCUCCGGUCCCGGGCCGCGUUACGGGGGACGCUGGCACCGUUGCCAGGGAAAGCCCCGGACGUGACGGCUUUGCGCGACCCCGAGCAGCCCUCGCCGCUCCCACCCGUCGUUCCCCGGCGCGCUGUCCUCUCACACCCCCUUGCCUUCCUCGCGGGUUCCAGGCUAUCGAGAAGUAAACAGCGGGAGGACAGAGGCCUACGGAAGCGGGCCAGGCGGGAGCAUGCUGGGACUCGGUGGGCAGCGGCUGCCCUGCGCCUGGGUCCUGCUCCUGUUGCCGUUCCUGCCGCUGCUGCUGCCCGCAGCCCCCGCGCCGCACCGCGCUGCCUACAAGCCGGUCAUUGUGGUGCACGGGCUCUUUGACAGCUCGUACAGCUUCCGCCACCUGCUGGAAUACAUCAACGAGACACACCCUGGGACUGUGGUGACAGUGCUAGAUCUCUUCGAUGGGAGAGAGAGCUUGCGGCCCCUGUGGGAACAGGUGCAAGGGUUCCGAGAGGCUGUGGUCCCCAUCAUGGCAAAGGCCCCUGAAGGGGUGCAUCUCAUCUGCUACUCUCAGGGGGGCCUCGUGUGCCGGGCCCUGCUCUCUGUCAUGGACGAUCACAAUGUGGAUUCUUUCAUCUCCCUUUCCUCACCACAAAUGGGACAGUAUGGAGACACAGACUAUCUGAAGUGGCUCUUUCCCACCUCCAUGCGGUCCAACCUCUACCGGAUCUGCUAUAGCCCCUGGGGCCAGGAAUUCUCCAUCUGCAACUACUGGCACGACCCUCACCAUGAUGACUUAUACCUCAAUGCCAGCAGUUUCCUGGCCCUGAUCAAUGGAGAGAGAGACCAUCCCAACGCCACUGCAUGGCGGAAGAACUUCCUUCGUGUGGGCCGCCUGGUGCUCAUUGGAGGCCCUGAUGAUGGUGUUAUUACUCCCUGGCAAUCCAGCUUUUUUGGAUUCUAUGAUGCAAAUGAGACGGUCUUGGAGAUGGAAGAACAACUGGUUUAUUUGCGUGACUCUUUUGGGUUGAAGACUCUCUUGGCACGGGGGGCCAUAGUGAGGUGUCCGAUGGCCGGGAUCUCCCAUACAACCUGGCACUCCAACCGCACCCUCUACGAUACCUGCAUCGAACCCUGGCUCUCCUGAGGGUGUUCUUGGGUCCCUAGGACCGCCCCAGCGCAGAGCCCCAGCGGUGGUCUUGGAAAGCAGUCAAGCUCUGGCAUGCCUGUGGCCACCUCACGGCUCCCACACUGCCCCUGCCAACCAGGGCUCCCAGAACCUCCGCCCCCACCCCCCGCCCCCCGGCCCUGCUCUCCCGUGAAUGACAGGUCCUUGUCUUCCCUACCUCACGUCCUCUUGUCGGGGGCUGCUCCAUGCUCUCCCUUUCUCCCAGAGCUGAGGUUGGGAAGUGGGAGGCAGGUUUUUAACUUGUGACUGCUGCUGCUGCUGCUCCAGAUCUGGCUGUACAGGAGGAGAACGCAGCCCCUGCCCACCCCAGGGGCCUCCCUCCAGGCCACUCAGGACAUUUUUAGCUUCUGUCCUCUCAUGUCCCCUUUUCCUCUGGACUGCCCUGUUCGUCAGCCUUCCUCACCCCCAAGAGAGACCACCCAUGGGAGUGGGGUUCUGAGGCUCCCCUAUGGGGACAGUUAUGUUGUUGAAGUGUCAGUGUUGGGGAAUAUCUGUGGCCUGUGAGGCCCAUCUCAGGUUUGGGGAUCCCCCAGUCCCUAUGAUCAGUGUUGGGGUACCCCUGGGAGCCUAGUUUCUUUGAGGCCCCAGCCCCUCUUUUAACUACCCUCAAAUGGGUAUUACUCCUGUAUUUAUGGGAAUAAAGUUCCAUUUCCGCA